AUGUCCACUGUGGAGGACUUCAGCAGAGAACUUGAAAACAAGUUAACUGCUGUUAUGAGUGUUACUCCGGCGGUGAAAGAAAAAUUAAAAAGUCGCGGGAAAAUGCUCGCGCGUGAUCGUUUGUCGCAUCUGUGCGAUCCGGACCCAGGCUCUGUGCUAGAGCUCAGCUCAUUAGCUGCUGAUGGACUCUACGACGGGCGGUUCCCUGGGGCGGGGCUGGUGACGGCGAUAGCAAAAGUAUGCGGCAUAUGGUGCGCUGUUAUUAUUAAUGAGGGCUCUACUAUGGGGGGAACAUGGACUGGUUUAUCGUGCGAAAAGGCGCUUCGUCUUCAGCAAAUCGCUAUGGAGCUCGGUCUGCCAGCACUAUACAUAGUUGAUUCUGGUGGCGCAUUUUUGCAUACUCAAGCGGAAUCCUUUCCCGAGAAAUUCGGCCGCAUUUUUAGCAACGAGGCGAAAAUUAAGAACUCGAUAAGCGCCGAAGCUCAGAUCCCUGCGAUGUGUGACGAGAUUGUCAUGUGCGAGACCAACGGCACGAUCUACCUCGCUGGCCCUCCCUUAGUGAAAGCAGCAACAGGGGAAUUACUCGAUCAAAUGCUGGUUGGCGGUUGCCAAGACGGUUUCAGAGAGUUCAUGCCCAGUGUCGGCACAGUACGCUUCCUGAAAGUGUUAAAUAAGAAGAACUCACGACUGCGCUACAAUUGCCUUGUGGUUAUUCACGCCAAAGAGGUCACCAACGAAGACGACCGCGCAAGUGCUGAGUUCUACCGCAAACUGCACUUAUUCAAGACUCCUAAAGUUGCUAUUGUCACAAACAAGGACUUUCUCGGAGUUGGAGCCAAGCAUUUUAAAGCACACAAAAUGCUUCUACCACAGUCUCCCACAGCGAGCUGCUUGGAUUUCACAUUUCGUUUUCAAUGGCCAGAUGUCGUUAACGCCUUCAAAGAUACUGCACUCAUUCGAGACGAUGGUGUUAUUGAUAGUCGCGAUACUAAGCUUGUUGUAGCGCAAUGCGCUGGUAUUUGCAACCAACGUUUCGUUUCCGCAUGUAUGUGA
Molecule: messenger RNA, 1053 nt
Organism: Perkinsus marinus ATCC 50983
Lineage: Eukaryota; Perkinsozoa; Perkinsida; Perkinsidae
Exons: 10
Coding region: 1-1053 (350 amino acids)
Biological process (GO): L-leucine catabolic process
Cellular component (GO): methylcrotonoyl-CoA carboxylase complex
Molecular function (GO): methylcrotonoyl-CoA carboxylase activity
Source: RefSeq, a predicted model, not a curated record